This is a messenger RNA of Boeremia exigua, 2117 nucleotides long. Its product is annotated as FAD binding domain-containing protein. The transcript has 4 exons. Gene Ontology annotation, molecular function: FAD binding. Lineage: Eukaryota; Fungi; Ascomycota; Dothideomycetes; Pleosporales; Didymellaceae. The coding region runs from base 373 to 2007 and encodes 544 amino acids. The record is from RefSeq and is a predicted model, not a curated record.
UGCGUGCUUGUCUGCCUGCGAAAAAGCUUCUGCAGGGCGCGAACUAUUCAGAGAUCUUCUCUCUAAUGUCUGAGAGAUGUGAUUUGAACUACACGCUGUGUCGCCACGUUAACCUCUUGCUCACAUUGAUUGGUGGUAGCUUCGGAAACGAACCGAGCCGAUGCCUACCUAGGCCCAGAGUAGUAACUCUGAUGCAUAUCGUUGCCGUGUUCUCUCUCCAAACAGUAAGCGAGCGGGGAUGAUUCAAAUGUAAUCUAAUUCGAGCCAAAGCUCCGAUCAUGCUUGAUCUACUGUGCGCAGUGUUCAAAAAGUGGUGUCUGCCGUCGGUAGAAUCCUGGACACGAACACACAUCGCCAUAGUUCAGAUCCAAGAUGAGAAUUGCCGACAUUCUCUCGUUGGCCAUCCUUGCAGUGCGUGCGACCGCCCAAGCGGGAGGAAACAGCUUCGAGCCGCAGGACUUCAACGUCACAGCAGCUCUUGAAGACCUAGGUGUUCCCGUUGCAACACUGCCUAAGCCAGCAAACGAAACAUCGGCUCCCAAGAGACGUUCGUCAUCUUUGUCAUGCUCAUUUGCCUGCGCUUCCUUGAAGAUCCUCUUCGGCGGUGACAGCACUUUGUCCGAGGGGUCAUCAGCAUACGAAUCCUUCACUGGAGAGUAUUGGUCUGCUCAGCAAGGCGCACUCGAUCCUUUCUGUGUCUUCAAGCCAACCAAAACCUCAGACGUAUCCGUCUUCAUCCUUAUCUCGCGACUGUACCAAUGCCCGUUUGCAGUGAAAGGAGGCGGCCACUCAGCAUGGGCUGGCGCUUCGAGCAUUGCUGACGGGAUCACUGUGUCCAUGGAGAAUUUCAAGCAAGCCAACGUCGCUGCCGAUAAACAGACCGUAGAUAUUGGUCCCGGUCUGCGAUGGGUAGACGUAUACACCGCCGUGGAAAAAGACGGCCUUAGCGUCGCAGGUGGACGCAUGGCACCAGUCGGUGUGCCGGGUCUUGUCUUGGGUGGUGGCAUCUCACACUUCGCCACCAAGCGCGGAUGGGCUUGCGACAACGUGGCAAGCUUUGAGCUUGUUACUGCAUCAGGAGCCGUUCUCGAUGUCACACUAGAAUCUUACCCUGACUUAUAUUGGGCACUGAGAGGAGGAGGAAACAACUUUGGAGUCGUUACUAACUUCAAGUUGGACGCCUUCCCUCUCGGCCUGAUGUGGGGUGCGCAACGUAUUCAUCCUGAAAGCACCUUUCCUGCCGUUGUGGACGCAAUAUACGACUUUACGAUGGAAGGAUCUCGAAGAGAUGAAGAUGCUGCGGAGAUUGUCACGUUUGCCAAUGCCCCCGGUAUUGGUAAGAUUGCGUUUGCACUCUUACACUAUGCCAAACCAACUGGGAACGCCUCAGUAUUCGAUCAAUGGAACAACAUAAAUGCUAUCAGUGACACCAGCGGACUGCGACCGAUGUCUGGGAUGGCUAAUCUUCUCAAUGAAGGAGCACCAGCGAAUGGUGAAUAUCAAAUGUGGGGGGUCGCUAGCCUGAAGAUGGACAGAGAUCUGCUCGAUUUUACUAUCGCUACAUUCUUCACGCAGGAAGCGACAAUUGCCGAUGUCGAGAAGAUCUUGCUCGUCAUGGCAGUUCAGCCCAUCACCGAGGGCGCACUCAACGCAAUGCAGAAAAAUGGCGGCAAUGCUUUAGGUCUCGAGCCAGAAAAUGGUCCUUACUUCGUUUUGAACUUCAACGCGGCGUGGAAGAAUAAGGACGAUGAGUCCAAAUUCCAGAAAGUGAUCUCCGACGUCAUCAGCAUCGUCAAGGCCGAAGCGAAAAGACGAGGCGUUGACAAUGACUUCCUGUAUAUGAAUUAUGGCUCUCAGUAUCAGGACCCGAUUGCAAGCUAUGGCUCCGCAAAUCAACAGCGCUUGAUCAGUAUCUCCAAGAAGUACGAUCCAGCACAAGUCUUCCAGCUUCUCCAGCCUGGCGGUUUCAAGCUGGCUAGUGGUGCACCGAACUCAAGUCCUUCAUAAAUCUGUUGUAGACCACUUGUGAGAAUUCUACUAGAAGUUAUUUGGCUCGAGGACUUCGACUUCGACAUGGAGUAGAAAGAUAGUGCUGCGCUUACAAAGGUAUCAUACGU